Durio zibethinus is the source of this 1409-nucleotide messenger RNA. Its product is annotated as transcription factor HHO2-like. Gene Ontology annotation, molecular function: DNA-binding transcription factor activity; DNA binding. Lineage: Eukaryota; Viridiplantae; Streptophyta; Magnoliopsida; Malvales; Malvaceae. Gene Ontology annotation, biological process: regulation of DNA-templated transcription. The record is from RefSeq and is a predicted model, not a curated record.
CAGAAAGGCUAUGACAAACAUGGAUUACGCUCGAAGAAUGCGCAGAUGCCAUGAAUAUGUGGAAGCUUUGGAAGAAGAAGGACGUAAAAUUCAAGUCUUUCAACGCGAACUUCCUUUGUGUUUGGAGCUUGUUACCCAAGCGAUUGAGGCAUGCAAGAAAGAGAUAUCGGGGGGUUCAACGACGACGGAUUACAUGCAAGGGCAAUCGGAGUGUUUGGAGCAAACAUCGAGUGAUGGACCUGUUUUGGAAGAAUUUAUUCCAAUAAAAAGAAGCUCUAAUUGUUCCGAGGGAGAUGAUAAACAAGAAUCGCAUAAAUCCAAAGACCUGGAUAGCAACUUCAAAGAAAAGAAUCCUGCUGCUGCUGCUGAUAAAAAGAAAUCUGAUUGGCUUAGAUCUGUUCAGUUGUGGAAUAAUAAUCAAUCCUCAGAUCCACCCUUGAAAGAGAUUGCGGGUAAAAGUGGAAGUGCGGUGGAAGGGAAGAGAUAUGGGGGAGCAUUUAAGCCGUUCCACAGAGAGAAGAGUGUUCAAUCAUUAGGAAAAGCCAAUGCCUCAGCUACAAGUACUUCUACAACGGAAAGUGGGAGUAGAGGAGAGGAAGCCAAUAAUGGAAACAGUAUUAAAAAGGAAGAAAAGGAAGGGCAGACUCAGAGAAAGCAAAGGCUGUGUUGGUCACCAGAGUUGCAUAGGCGCUUCUUGCAUGCUCUCCAGCAACUCGGUGGUUCACAUAUAGCAACGCCAAAACAAAUUAGGGAGCUGAUGAAGGUUGAUGGACUAACAAAUGAUGAAGUUAAAAGCCAUUUACAGAAAUAUAGAUUGCACGCAAGGAGACCAAGCCCAACUGUCCACAACAAUGCCAACCCACAAGCAACUCAAUUUGUGGUGGUUGGAGGCCUAUGGGUACCUCCCCUAGAAUAUGCCUCAAUGAAUGCAACAACAGCGUCAGGGGAAAAUGCCAGUGGAAUCUACACUCCGGUGCCUGCCCCAUUGCCUGCAUUUCCUCAAUCAUCAGGAGCAAUAGUGCAAAGACCACAGCAAUCACAAUCUGAUGAAGAAAGGGGCAGCUAUAGUGAAGGGAGAGUUCAUUCAAAUUCACCAUCAACAUCUUCCUCUACUCCUACCAGUACAGAUUCUCCUGUGUUUUAGUUCUAAUGAAUGAGAAUGGUGUACAAUUUUCGUAAGAAAACCUCAGUAGAAAGUUCUAUAUGAUAUAGGAACAUCUCUCUGACUUUUUUUUCCCCUUAAAUUUUUGCCCCCCAUAACCUGUUGCUGUUGUUAUUGAGUGUAAACAUGGAUGGUGACAGCCAGCCUUGAAUAAAAGCAUAUCGUUGUGGUUCACCGUACCAUUCUGAUUCCAGAAACUGGAAUUUAAACGAAUAAAUUGGAAUCUUUGUUUUGGAAACAUUAGCUA